Molecule: messenger RNA, 750 nt
Organism: Maudiozyma saulgeensis
Lineage: Eukaryota; Fungi; Ascomycota; Saccharomycetes; Saccharomycetales; Saccharomycetaceae
Source: the annotation of a GenBank genome assembly
AUGUCUUUAGAUCCUAUUAAGCCGGAUUUAAUUCCCUUUCUAUCCUCUUAUUUACCUCCUAGACAGCAUGAUACAAAGGAGACGAAACCAUUCGUUACACUAACAUACGCACAAUCUAUUGAUGCUCGUAUAUCUCUAGGACCCGGUAUUAGAACUACUAUAUCAGACGUCGAGACGAAAGUAAUGACACAUUAUUUACGUUAUCAUCACGACGCAAUUCUAAUUGGAUCCGGGACAGUGUUGGCAGAUGAUCCUGGAUUAAAUUGCAAAUGGCAUAGAGAUACUAGAGAUUCUAAAAUGGAUGAAAAUUCUCCAAGACCUGUUAUAUUGGAUCCCUCUCAAAAAUGGAGAUUCAAAGGCUCAAAGAUGUAUGAUUUAUUUAAAAAUGGUGAAGGUAAACCACCGAUCGUUGUUGUUCGUGGGAAACCCCGGUUAGAAGAAGAACAUGUUAAGUAUCUAAUAAUGGAAAGUACACAAGAGAAAAUUGAUUGGAAGAUAUUGAUUGAAAGACUUUCGAAUGAAUUUGGAAUUAAAUCAAUUAUGGUUGAAGGUGGUGCAUUUGUUAUUAAUGAUUUAUUACUUAGAGAUGAUAUUGUAGAUUCUUUGAUUGUUACUAUUGGUUCUACUUAUUUAGGGGAGAAUGGUGUACAAGUAAGCCCCAAGAGUGCAAUUUCAUUAAUGGAUGUGGAUUGGUGGAAGGGUAAAAAGGAUUCAAUUAUGGUAGCAAGAUUAGAACCAGAAAAGAAUUGA